AUGGCUAUGCUUGAUACUGGUGUCGCAAGGAAAUUUCCGAGAAAUCUAAAGUUUUUAUCUGUAGCAGAUAAUAACUUGUCUUUCGGACUUUAUUAUGUAGAACUGAUAUCUGAAUUGCCAAAUAUCGAAAUAGUGCGAGCGGACCAUCAGGGGAGUCCUCACAACUUAGAGACUGGCAGUAGCGACUGUAACGAUUGGCGUGCUCCGCCGCCAUCAUCGGAACUUUCAUUUAGUGGAUCGAGUGAAUUACUCGAUUGUAACAGAAACCUUCUGCGUAAGCUAGAUCACAACAGCAAGAUUUUAACAAAAUUUUCUUUUCCUGUGUCCUUAAGAGAGUUUUACUACAGUCAUAAUGCAAUGAAUUUUGAACUUGGAUCAAUAGUCUUUGCGGAAAAUAAUUUAGAAAUUUUAGAUCUUAGUAACAAUCUUUUCCAUUCAUGGAAAGGACCUUUGACCAAUUUACGGCAACUAAAAUAUGUCGAUGUAUCUCAUAACUACUGUACUUAUAUGUCCGAGUACCUUUUUUCUGUCGAUAAUAUUGUCAAAACUUUGUUGAUUCAAAACAAUCUGUUAGGACUGGUUCUUAACAAAGAUGACAAUAGGAAUAUAUUCAAGAAUUUUACAAAUUUAGAACUGCUCGAUCUUUCUACAAAUCACAUAUAUGCUUUACCGACACUUCUUUUCAAACACCAAUACAAACUGCAAACUUUAAAUCUUAGCAACAACGCGUUAAGUCUGUUUAGCUUGGACUUGUCAAGUAUGAAACAAUUGAGGCAUGUUGACUUGACACACAAUCAAAUAAGGUCAAUUCCCUCGACUCAACGGAGCCAGAUAGUAGAAUUAAGUAGAAACAAUUUGACUAUUGAUUUGAAAGGGAAUCGUAUGGACUGCACAUGUGCAGAACUGGAGUUUCUCAAAUGGAUAUCUAAGAAUAGAGCAUUUUUUGUGAAUUUUGAUGCAUACGAAUGUUUAUUUUCUAAUGGAACACAAGUGCCCUUUUCAAACUUUGAUGAGACUUUGAUUGAAAUAACGAAGUCAUGUGACAGUUAUAUCGGUAUCAUAGCGGUGUUUGCAUCAGUGAUUCUGUUGUCGGUUUCUCUGACCAUUUCUGGUAUCGUCUACCGCUAUAGAUGGAAACUACGGUACCUGUUUUACAUGGCAAAGACCAGGUACAGAGGAUAUACACCUGUCACUAAUGCAGAGGACGACGACGAUUUCAUAUACGAUGCAUUUAUAUCAUAUAGUUCAGAUGAUUGCAAAUUUGUCAAAAACGACAUACUGAGCAACUUGGAAGAUAAACAAGGGUUGCGACUGUGUCUUCAUCAACGGGACUUUAGUCCGGGCGUAGAGAUAGCCGAGAACAUAACUAAUGCCAUUCAUCAAAGUCGGAAAACCGUGGUCCUACUAUCUAGAAACUACCUUGAUUCAUAUUGGUGUAUGUUUGAAUUCAACAUGGCUCGAAUGGAGAGUAUAUAUUCUAGGGGAGGCAACUCUAUUCUGUUGCUAGUUUUCUAUGAGGAAAUUCCAGCCAAAGACUUACCUCUUACGUUAUUGGAUCUGAUAGAAAGUGAAAGUUACAUUGAGUAUCCUGAUGAAGACAUCCACGGUAGAGUUGUGUUCUGGAAUAAACUGGCCACAUCGAUUUCCCCGCAUGCAACAACUACAGUAUAAGGAUAUUGGAGGACGGUUUCAGACUCAAUUCCACUGACGCAAAUGUCGGUCAUAUGGAAAAGCGACAGGAAGUGGAUUUGAUUAAAUUCUACACUGACAAUAUCUGUGACAUAGGCUGAUUCUUCGUUUGAGAUGAACUAUUCAAUAUAUAUAAUGAUUAUUAUAACGAAGCAA
Molecule: messenger RNA, 1845 nt
Organism: Pecten maximus
Lineage: Eukaryota; Metazoa; Mollusca; Bivalvia; Pectinida; Pectinidae
Product: toll-like receptor 4
Exons: 1
Coding region: 1-1671 (556 amino acids)
Biological process (GO): toll-like receptor signaling pathway; inflammatory response; immune response
Cellular component (GO): membrane
Molecular function (GO): protein binding; transmembrane signaling receptor activity
Source: RefSeq, a predicted model, not a curated record